Messenger RNA from Rhagoletis zephyria (snowberry fruit fly), 1024 nucleotides. RefSeq lists its product as uncharacterized. Lineage: Eukaryota; Metazoa; Arthropoda; Insecta; Diptera; Tephritidae. The record is from RefSeq and is a predicted model, not a curated record.
UUUGCUUUCACAAGCGUCAUAAUUUGAUUUGAAAAUAUUUUCUAACAAUGGCAUAUAAGUGGACCAGGGAAAGUAUUGAGAAAUUUAUAUAUUUGUACCAGGAGCAUGAAUGUCUUUACUCCGUGAGCUCCAAGGACUAUUUAGACCGCCAGAAAAAAGCAAUGGCGCUCCAUGAUAUUCUAGCGAAGAUGCAAGAAAUUGAUGGGUGCAUAACGGUAGACUACCUUAAGAAAAAAUGGAAAAGUUUGCGAACGCAAUAUUUGCAAGAAUGUCGGUCGGUGAAGAAUUCCAAAAAAAGUGGCGCUGGUGUUGAUGAUGUCCACUGUCCGAAGCUUUGGUGCUUUGAUCAACUAAAAUUUUUACACAAUCAUGUGCAAUUCCGUCAAAGUGUUACUAAUGUCGAAGAAGGUUCUGAUGACGCUUCCAGUCCCUUAAGCACAGAAAAGGUACCAAAAAAGCCGAAAUGAUAGCUGACAGAAAAGCAAAUAAAAAUAAAUUUGAGUGGUUGGGUCGGCAAGUGACUGAGCAGAUGGAAGAGGUGGAUGAGGAGUAUCAGCCGCAAGCAGUUAUGGAGGUUCAAGGUGUUAUUAAUAAAUACUGGCAGGAAACCAUAAUAAAAAGAACUGCGUCAUCAUAUUCCACUGCAUCACCACCGUCUCCGAUUCCUUCACGGGAUAUUUUAGAGGAAUCAAUGCGGGGUAUUUUCAGCGAUGAAGAUUUUGAUAUUUAAAAAAAUCGCCAUCCACCGACAAAAUCAUUUAAGAGCCACCCCACACCACAGACCGCCGAUUUAGUUGGGCUCGCUAGUGUUUCCAUUGCAGCACAACUACUUAGUCGGGCGCGAUUAAGUUGGUGUAGCGUUCGCACUUCCAUACAUCUUCAUUUAUUUGAAGCGAGCCCAACUAAAUCGGCGGCUGAUAAAGUCUGUGGUGUGCGGUGGCUCUUAGACAUUUUUAAAUGUGGCUUUAAAGUUUUAAAAUCUGAUAAAGUACAAAGUACAAUGACUAAGUAACCUUUUUUUUAA